Toxorhynchites rutilus septentrionalis is the source of this 2286-nucleotide messenger RNA. RefSeq lists its product as uncharacterized. Gene Ontology annotation, molecular function: nucleic acid binding. The transcript has a single exon. Gene Ontology annotation, biological process: DNA integration. NCBI's taxonomy places the organism in Eukaryota, Metazoa, Arthropoda, Insecta, Diptera, Culicidae. The record is from RefSeq and is a predicted model, not a curated record. Bases 1 to 2286 code for a protein of 761 amino acids.
AUGCAGACACUGUGGACGCUUCUGACCGACGAAGGCAAAUCGUGGGGCUGGGACGACCAACUGCCGUCGAUGUUCGUCUCACGCUGGGGAUUGUACCUCUCCGAACUUCCUCGCUUGAAUGAGCUUCGAAUCGAACGCUACAUUUUAUGCUCGAACCCAACGCUCACUCAACUCCACUUUUUCUCCGAUGCAAGCAAACAAGCGUACGGCGCUUGCUGUUACGUCAGGUCUAUUGACUCUACAGGCGCGAUCAAAGUGGCGCUACUAACCUCUAAAUCAAAAGUAGCUCCACUCAAGCAACAAUCUAUACCUCGACUAGAGCUCUGCGGAGCUCUUCUCUCCGCCCAACUGUACCAAAAGGUGACGUCAUCCCUCCAACUACCCGCCGAAGCUUACUUUUGGGUGGACUCAACAACCGUGCUUUGCUGGCUCCAAAGUACAUCGUCAACGUGGACCACCUUCGUUGCGAAUCGUGAGUCCAAAAUCCAACUAUCAACCGAACACUGCAACUGGAACCACGUAACCGGACUGGACAAUCCUGCUGACUGUCUCUCUCGCGGCUGUUCUGCAGAGAGUCUACUCGAAAACGACAUCUGGUGGAAUGGGCCACGAUGGCUGCGACUCGAUGAAGCAGCUUGGCCUGCUCGACGCACAAACAACGUCUCCAACUCGGAAGAGAUACAGGAAGUAAUAAAAACCACAGCAGUCGCUUCGCGUGUGGUCACCGAACCUAGCUUCAUAGAUGAAAUCGUGGAAAAAUUCUCCAGCUACACACGCUUGGUACGAGUUGUGGCCUACUGUCAUCGUUUUCUGCUGAAUCGCGUUCACAACUACAAGCUGACAAUCAACACCAACAACCAAACUUCGGAAAUUAAUCCCCUCAGUAGGGACGAAAUACGAAACGCGGAAGCUGCUUUGAUCAGACUCGUUCAGCAGCAAGAGUUUCCCGACGAGUGGAAAAGGCUUCAGCAGUCACAACCCGUUAGACCUAAGUCUCGUCUUCGGUGGUUCGCUCCAUUCAUGUCUCCGGAACGGCUAAUCAGGAUUGGUGGGCGUCUCGCUCACGCCUCACAGCCUUACGACAGUAAGCAUCAGAUUUUGCUACCUGGCUCGCAUCCUCUCUCGGCUCUUCUGGUUCGCAGUUUACACUUGAAACAACUGCACGCUGCUCCACAACUUCUGCUUACAAUUUUACGCCUGCGGUACUGGAUCACAGGGGCCAGAAGUCUAGCAAAAGUAGUCGUCCACCAGUGUAUCAUCUGCUUCAAAGCCCGCCCGAAGCUUGUGGAACAAUUCAUGGGCGAACUACCAGCCGCACGAGUAACCGCCAACCGACCUUUCUCCACUACGGGAGUGGACUACUGGGGUCCAAUAACGCUUCAACCACCCUACCGUCGAGCAGCCCCAAACAAAGCGUACAUCGCUGUAUUUGUGUGCUUUUCCACACGCGCUGUGCACAUAGAGCUCGUCACCGACCUCAGCACAGCAAAAUUUAUUCAGGCUCUACGUCGCUUCGUUUCUCGUCGAGGUCUGUGCGCGGAGAUUUACAGCGACAACGGCCGUAACUUCCUCGGAGCGGACAACGAAAUACAACGACUUGUGCGAAACCAGCAACAUCGUCAAGCAGUCGCCCAAGAGUGUGCCAGCAACGGAAUUGUUUGGCAUUUCAAUCCGCCUAAAGCAUCGCAUUUCGGUGGCCUGUGGGAGGCCGCUAUUCGAUCCGCACAAAAACACUUCACUCGCGCUCUGGGAACUCAUCGCUUGGCUUUUGACGAGAUGCUCACGCUACUCGCGCAAAUUGAAUGCUGCCUUAACUCUCGUCCCAUCGUUCCCAUCAGCGACGAUCCGUCCGACAUGGAACCGCUAACACCGGGCCACUUCCUUGUUGGGUCCGCUCUAAAGGCCGUGCCAGAUUCGGAUGUGUCUGAAAUUCCUCUAAACCGCUUGACGCAGUGGCAGCAAACCCAGAAACUACUGCAGAACAUCUGGAAAAGGUGGCACUCCGAAUAUUUGUCGACACUUCAAGCGAGAACAAAGUGGUGCCGUCCUCCAGUCACAAUCAGCAAGGGUCAGCUCGUUCUUCUAAAGGAUGAAAAUUGUCCUCCGAUGGUAUGGCCAACAGCAAGAAUCAUCGAAGUACAUCCUGGCGCCGACAACAUCAUCCGUGUGGUCACCGUUCAGACGCCGGAAGGUCGCUACAUUCGUCCUGUGUCGAAGAUUUGUUUGCUGCCAAUUUCACCCACACAAGAGGAAACACCACCGAAUAACAACAACACCGAAUACUAA